Messenger RNA from Fragaria vesca subsp. vesca, 1590 nucleotides. Its product is annotated as cyclic pyranopterin monophosphate synthase, mitochondrial-like. Bases 1 to 1122 code for a protein of 373 amino acids. The transcript is spliced from 7 exons. Gene Ontology annotation, molecular function: GTP 3',8'-cyclase activity; cyclic pyranopterin monophosphate synthase activity; 4 iron, 4 sulfur cluster binding. The record is from RefSeq and is a predicted model, not a curated record. NCBI's taxonomy places the organism in Eukaryota, Viridiplantae, Streptophyta, Magnoliopsida, Rosales, Rosaceae. Gene Ontology annotation, biological process: Mo-molybdopterin cofactor biosynthetic process.
AUGAUGAUGAUGAUGAAGCGUCAUCCAUUAAAGCUUCCCCACUUGCGCACACGCUUUGCAAAUCUACAUUCUCUCCUGUUAUCCCCUUAUGGAACUACUUCUUGUGCGAAGUUGCCGGAGGAACACAACCCUGUGUCGAAUAUGUUGAUCGAUUCCUUCGGAAGGCAUCACACUUACUUGAGGAUCUCCUUGACAGAGCGGUGCAAUCUGCGAUGUCAAUACUGUAUGCCAGCCGAGGGUGUCAGCCUCACUCCUAACUCUAACAUUCUCUCACACACUGAGCUCCUUCGAUUGGCUGGUCUGUUCGUAAGCUCCGGAGUGGAUAAGAUUCGUUUGACUGGAGGGGAGCCAACCGUGAGGAAAGAUAUCGAAGACAUCUGCUUGCAGUUGUCUAACUUGAAGGGAUUGAAGACCCUAGCUGUCACUACUAAUGGCAUUACUCUUGCAAGGAAACUUCCCAAGCUGAAAGAAUGCGGCCUUAGUGCUGUCAAUAUUAGUUUAGACACCCUGGUCCCUGCAAAGUUUGAGUUUCUGACAAGGCGUAAAGGGCAUGAAAGGGUUAUGGACUCGAUUAAUGCUGCCAUUGACCUCGGUUACAAUCCUGUUAAGGUAAAUUGCGUUGUAAUGCGCGGGUUCAACGAUGAUGAGAUUUGUGAUUUUGUGGAGCUGACACGUGAAAAGCCAAUUAACGUUCGAUUCAUUGAGUUCAUGCCUUUUGAUGGAAAUGUAUGGAAUGUUAAGAAACUUGUACCCUACGCGGAAAUGUUGGAUAGAGUGGCAACACAUUAUACAGGCCUGAAAAGACUUCAGGAUCACCCAACUGAUACUGCCAAGAAUUUCAGGAUAGAUGAUUAUCUUGGUACAGUUUCUUUUAUUACAUCAAUGACUGAGCAUUUUUGUGCUGGUUGCAAUAGAUUGCGACUCUUAGCUGAUGGGAACUUCAAAGUUUGCUUGUUUGGUCCUUCAGAGGUCAGCUUAAGAGAUCCCCUUAGGCAGGGUGCUGAUGAUCAUGAACUAGCAGAAAUUAUUGGUUCAGCGGUGAAGAGGAAGAAAGCAUCGCAUGCUGGAAUGUUUGACAUUGCAAAGACAGCAAAUAGGCCGAUGAUACAUAUCGGUGGCUAAUGGUUUGUAUCCCUCUUAAAUGGAAGUUUCUGUAACCAAGCUCUUUGGCUCUGUAGAAUAUGAAGUUGCAUGUGAGGAGCAUACACAGAGGCAUUCUGUAUUUGCUUAAAAAACAUUCUGCUAUCUCGUUACAAGAGGGACCGAGGGAGAACAAUACGGUGAUGUCAAUUUGUUGCUGGGCUUAUGGAUUACUAGGAGAAGGCAAUGAGAUAUCAGUACCAUAUCUUACUCUUAAUAUCCUUGCGAUGAUGGCGUUAUGCUGUAACAAACCUUUUUCUUUUUCUUAGAACUAGCCAGUAAAGAACUGGUGUCUGGUUUUUUUUUUUUGGGUAAUUAAAACUGGUGUCUGGUGGCUAGGCUGAACCAGUAUGAGUUAAACACAACGGGUUUAUUUUGCCUCAAUCAUUAAAUUUGAUUUUUUAACCUCCUAGAUAAACACAUUAGUGAAAGCUUCCAUCUUCUUUGCUC